This is a messenger RNA of Arxiozyma heterogenica, 4989 nucleotides long. RefSeq lists its product as uncharacterized. The transcript has a single exon. Gene Ontology annotation, molecular function: RNA binding. The record is from RefSeq and is a predicted model, not a curated record. Gene Ontology annotation, biological process: DNA integration. Lineage: Eukaryota; Fungi; Ascomycota; Saccharomycetes; Saccharomycetales; Saccharomycetaceae. The coding region runs from base 1 to 4989 and encodes 1662 amino acids. Gene Ontology annotation, cellular component: cytoplasm.
AUGUUUACUAUAUAUCCAAUGAAUAAAGGCGCUCAUUCUCAACAUGGUAGCUUUCUGUCUGGACACACUAGUGAUCCUAGUGCUGUAAAUCCCUCCACGGGCGCUGGUAUUAAAGCUUUUAACAUAAAUACCAGUCAAGACGCUUCCACUGCAUCCAACAUCCCAUCCAACCCUCAGUUGGAACAUAAUUUAAAUGCUACAACAGAUGUUGACCCAUCUUCUAGGGAAUCUGGAAACAAUGCUUCUCCAGAUCAGCAAUCUGCUCCAUACGGUUCUUCCACGCCGAACAAUCCUUCUCAGGCUGGAAAGUCAUCCUAUCCUGAUUCUGGUACUAAUGGUCCAUCAUAUGACCAUCAUAUUCCAAUAAACGGUUACCAACAACCAACUGGUUUCGCUUAUAUGCCAUUUCCUUAUUAUGGUCAACUACCGGGAUAUUAUUCUCCCAUCAAUCCAAUCCAACCAAUGUUUCCAGGUUCACCUAACCAUUCAUGUACAUAUAACAACCCAUACAUUCCAACUACUUUAUUUUACUGCUCUAGUGUUGGUCUAUUUAACUCCUGGGUUCAUUCCUUAAUAAAACAUUUGAUUGCUUCUGGUCUAAAAGAUUUGGUUCCUGAUUCACACGAUCGUACUGUAAGAGAUCCAACGCCAGAAGAAUCUCAAGGUUUAAUUAAUUUAUUUUUCACCCUUGUUCCUCAGAGCAGUUAUCCCGAUUGGGUUCAAGAAUGCUUUCACAAGCAAAUGCAUCCCUAUGAUGUUAUUCGUCAGGCCAUGACAUACGACAUUGAACGCAGUAAUGUCAAUACCAUUAUCAACACUAUUAGAUCUUUAAAAUAUAAUGGUGGCUACCCAGCAUUUCAAUUUACAAGUUAUCUCCAUAACUUAAUUGAUCAAUUGAACCCCACGGAUCUUCAAACCCACGAGUACCUGCUAAAACAAACAAUUCUUGAUACGUUAACAGGUACUUACGAAUCCAUUUCUAAACACUUUUUUAAGAGUGAUACCCCAUAUACUAUAAACGACAUUUUCUCUUCUAUCAAGAGAGAAUAUCAAUACUACCAUCAAGCUUCACAAAUUUCCGAUCCACAUUUUUCCCCUAAUCCUCCAUCUUCUUCAAAAAAACAGUAUCCAACAAAUCCAUCAGUGAAUAAACGAGCAAACAACACAUCUACUGUGUUGAACACCAAAAAUACUACAGUUCCUUCAACAGUUAAGCCAAAAGCCAAAUCUACCAAAGCUCGUUCUAAAAAGGUUAGCCAAGUUAAAACCCAUUCAAAUAGCACCUCUAUUCCUCAACAAAAUAACCCAGUCGAUCCAACCUUACUUAGGCCUAUUUCAACUUCACUAAAUCCUGCAUAUUAUAUGAUGCUAGAUUCCGGUGCUACGGUUACCCUUGUAAAACAUAAAGAGAUGUUGCACAAUCUUCGUGACUCUCAUCCUGAAUCUGUUCAAAUAACCUCAUGCUCCAACACGGAUAUCCCAUACGAUCAAGAGGGUGAUUUAAUUCUAAAAACAUUAAAUGGCAGCCAAAUAAAAAUUCAUGCCUUUUACACACCCACAAUUGAUCACACCAUUUUAUCUACUAGUGAUCUCCGUUCUCACCAUCUGUUUUUAAACGAGCGUCUCAACACCAUUGAAGAUGCUAAUGGUGAUGUUGCAGCAAACAUUGACUCCUCAAAUGGUUUACAUUGGUUAUCCAAUCAUCAUAUUGUAUUUCCAUCUACUGCAACUCGUAAAUCUGUAAAUGCGUUAAAAACUAAAUUUCCUUUAGACAUGAUUCAUCGCAUUUUAGGUCACGUCAAUGUUCAGUCAAUCUAUACAUCCAUCAAAAAUAAAACCUUCAAUAAUCUAUCUAUAGACGAAAUUGAUUGGUCUAACCUUAACAAUUUUCAGUGUCAGGACUGUCUCAAAGGAAAAAGCAGGAAGAGACCACAUAUUGUUGGUUCACGUCUGCAAUACCAGCAGGUGUUCAAACCAUUUCAAUAUAUUCAUUCUGACCUGUUUGGACCAGUAACUGUGGCUACAAAACCUGAAUGGUUUAUAUCGUUCACUGAUGAGGCAUCUAAGUUUAAGUGGACUUAUUUACUAAAAAGGAAAGAUGAUGCAACGAUCCUACAUGUCCUCAAGUCCUUUAUUGCGACUAUUGAGCGACAAUUCAAAACCCCCAUAUUAAAAUUCCAGUUUGACCGGGGAACAGAGUACACCAACUCUGCAGUAAAAACGUUUCUUUCUGAAAACGGUAUUCAAAUUGUUUAUACCGACGCAGGUGAUUCCCAAGCUCACGGUGUUGCGGAACGAUUAAAUUUAACAUUAUUAAAUGAUUGUCGUACUAUUAUGAAUAGUGCAAAACUCCCACACCACCUAUGGUAUUACGCUGUGCAAUAUGCAACUAUAAUCCGUAAUUCCAUAUAUAACAAUUCUAUGAGGGAUUCACCUCGGUCUAAAGUCGGUUUACUAGGACUUGAUACCAAGUCACUGCUACCAUUCGGUCAACCGGUCAUUAUUAACCUCAAUAAAACUGCCUCCAAAUUACAUGUCAGAGGUGAAAAAGGUUUUGCUCUAAUACCAGAUGCUGAAUCUUAUGGCUAUUUAUUUUACCUCCCAACUAAACGUAGGGUGGUAUCCUCAUCCAAUUUUGUUCCAAUUAAACAUGACGUUGAUAUUCAUGAAAAUGAAGAAUAUGAUGAUUCUAUAUUCGACGAUCUCAUCACAACUUUUAUAUCAAAAUUUGAACAUACUACAUCUUCAAAGGACGAAAUUGAAGCCACACCUUCUGAUAAUCAUAAAGAUACAGUUUUAUCUACUCUAUCCUCAUCACCCAAAUCAUCUUCCCUCGUUAACAAAGAUCCACUCUUUAAAGAUAAAAUUUUAAUUCAAAAUGAUGCUGAUGCUGAUUUGAAUAUCACCACCAAUACUACUUCCAAUUCAAAUCCAUCUAACAACCACACUACUCAUCCCACCUCUUCUGAUUUAGAGGAACUAAUCACUCCCAUCGACAUCAAUGAUCCUAAUCAACUACCCUUAACUCUUGUUGAACCUUCAUCUCAUCCUACUUCUGAUGAAUCAUCACCACUGCCCACUGCUGUCUCUACUGAUACUACAUCUUCAUCUACAUCUUCAUCUACACCACCAUCUAGUAAUCGUUCAUCAAAACUCACCCCCAUUCCUACUGAUAAUUUCUACGUUGACAAUAGUACCUUGGGUGGUACAAGAUCUGGUAAUCGUCAAAAGAACACCAAUGUAGAAACGCCUGAACCUGUCGAUGCCAAAGAACGGCAGAAGCGAGACAGGGACGAAAGAACUAAGGCACGUAUUGGUAAACGUAGGAAAACUACAAAAACAUAUGCAGUAAAUUACAUUGCUGCUACACGCCACACCAUAAACCAGGUCAGCAGUGAAGAGAACAACCAGCAUGGUCCAUUACAAUAUUUUCAAGCAAUCACACACAAUAGGGAUCCAAUUGAAAAAGAAAAAUUCCAAGAAGCAUAUGAUAAAGAGAUAUCUCAGCUGACGAAAAUGGGUACCUGGUCGGUAAAAACUAUUGAAGCUACAGAAGUAGACAAAUCCAAAAUUAUUAACUCUAUGUUUAUUUUUAGUGUCAAGCGAGAUGGUCAUCACAAAUGCAGGUUAGUUGCUAGGGGAGACCAACAAAAAGCUUCGACUUAUCAACCAGAUCUGAUGUCAAACACUGUUCACCAUUACGCUCUAAUGUCCUGUCUAUCAAUAGCUUUACAAAACAACUAUGAUAUUAUACAAUUAGAUAUAUCAUCUGCUUACUUGUAUGCUCCAUUGGAAGAAGAACUGUACAUUCGUUCUCCACCCCAUUUAGGAUUACGAAAUACAGUACAUAGACUAAAGAAAUCACUUUACGGUUUGAAACAGUCUGGUGCAAACUGGUAUAAGAAGAUAACCAAUUUUAUUAUUAAUAGUUGUCAUAUGAAUUUUGUACCAGGAUGGCCUUGUGUAUUUUAUAAAAAAAUCAAUGAUUCAAUCGUGAUAUUAUGUCUUUUUGUCGAUGAUAUGGUAUUAUUAACUAAUAAUCGUCAACUAAUAAAUGACCUUAUUUCUCAACUCCAAUCACAGUUCGAAACCAAAGUUGUCAAUGACGGUGCUCAAAAGAUUAAUCAAUAUGAUGUUCUCGGUCUGGAAAUAGAAUAUAUUAAAGGAUUAUCCAUGAAAAUGGGUAUGGCUAAAUCUUUAGAAGAAAAACUACCGAAUCUACGUGUAGACCUUAACAAAAGUAGAAAAGUCCCAGGAACACCUAAUGAAAUUAUAAGAGAAAGGGAAUUUUAUCCGACUGAGCAGGAGUACAAGAAUAAGGUGAAAUGGCUACAAAAAGCAAUCGGUUUAGCUUCAUAUGUCGGUUACAAGUACAGAUAUGAUAUAUUAUAUUAUGUCAACACGCUAGCUAGACAUACUCUAUAUCCAUCAAAACAAGUCAUGAGUCUAACCAAACAACUAAUUCAGUUUAUUUGGUCAACAAGGAACAAACGGCUCAUAUGGCACAAGACGUCCAACUCCAACAUUAACUAUUUAACUGCUGUAACUGAUGCUGCUUUUGCAAAUCAACACGAUAUGAAAUCACAAUUUGGAAAUAUGUAUUAUCUAAAUGGAAAUUUGAUUGGUGCUAGGUCAUCUAAGUCAACAAUUACAUGCACCUCUUCUACCGAAAGUGAAAUUUAUUCAAUUUGUGAAGCAAUUCCAAGAUUAAGAAAUUUAAAUGUUCUAAUUCAGGCUAUAUCAGACAAGGAGGUCAGGUGUUCAAUAUUAACUGACAGUCAAACUAGUCUCCAUCAAAUCAAAGUAAGAGACAUAUCAAAAAUCAAGAAUAAAUUUUAUGGUACUAAGGUUUUACGCAUUGCUGAAGAAAUUGAAAAUGAUAAUAUAUCAGUGAAUUAUAUUAACACAAGUCAAAACGUUGCUGAUAUUCUUACAAAACCUUUGAGUGUUAAAAUUUUUGCCAAGCUAACUGAGAAUUGGAUCUACUAA